Boleophthalmus pectinirostris (great blue-spotted mudskipper) is the source of this 912-nucleotide messenger RNA. RefSeq lists its product as uncharacterized. Bases 1 to 912 code for a protein of 303 amino acids. Gene Ontology annotation, molecular function: protein binding. The transcript is spliced from 6 exons. The record is from RefSeq and is a predicted model, not a curated record. NCBI's taxonomy places the organism in Eukaryota, Metazoa, Chordata, Actinopteri, Gobiiformes, Gobiidae.
AUGGAAAGAGUGAGUGUGUUGUGUGCACUGCUGCUGCUGCUCUGCUCUCUGUCAGGAGCUGAACUUCAGGACAAUGAGAUCAGUGACCAAAGACAAGCCAGUCCUGAGAGUGUGAAUGUGCCAGAGCAGCUUCAGCCCUGUCCACCAGACCUCCACGCUGUGCUCCAACACAUGAGCGCCGCCCUGGCUGAACAAAGAGUCAAUAUCGAGCAGCUGCAGUGUCUCAACCAAGAACAAGCAGCCACACUUAGAAAUCAAGAUGUCAACCUGAGAGUGCAAGAAGCUGAACUGAGAGAGCUGAAGUCCAGAGAUGUGGAGACACUGAAACAACAACAAGAACAAGCAGCAAAACUUAUAGAGCAAGAAGCCAAACUGAGAGAGCUGAAGACCAGAGAUGUGGAGACACUGAAACAACAACAACAAGGACUAACAGCACAAGUCCAGGAGCUCCAGAAGCAGACCAGUGAAGUGGAGCCAAUUAAAGAACAACUAAAAGUGGGACAAGUGGCUUUCUCCGCCGCUUUAAUGGCUUCAGGCUCAGGAGACAUCGGCCCCUUUAACACUCUCACUAAUCUGGUCUUCAGACACGUGGUCUCAAACAUUGGAAACGCCUACAGCCCAAACACAGGGUUUUUCACUGCACCGGUCAGAGGGGCCUACCACUUUGAGUUCUACAUUGGUGCACUUGGACAUUCUUCACAUGGUUCAUCUGUUGUGUUGGUGAAGAAUGGAGAACAUACUUUUAGCUCUUAUGAACAUCAGACAAAUGGUUACGGCACUGGAGCCAAUGGAGUCACUUUGCUCCUGGAGGUUGGAGAUGUUGUGUUUCUGCGUCAGUGGGAGAAUACAAGAAUCUAUUAUAAUCAGAAUCACCACAGCACAUUCAGUGGUCGCCUGCUGUUCCCCAUGUGA